Drosophila busckii is the source of this 460-nucleotide messenger RNA. Its product is annotated as odorant receptor 59b-like. NCBI's taxonomy places the organism in Eukaryota, Metazoa, Arthropoda, Insecta, Diptera, Drosophilidae. The record is from RefSeq and is a predicted model, not a curated record. Gene Ontology annotation, cellular component: plasma membrane. The transcript is spliced from 2 exons. Gene Ontology annotation, molecular function: olfactory receptor activity; odorant binding. Gene Ontology annotation, biological process: detection of chemical stimulus involved in sensory perception of smell; sensory perception of smell. Bases 29 to 451 code for a protein of 140 amino acids.
UGCCUUUGCCUACAGCUGCUGUGAGUUGAUGCGUCCCGUUAUAUCCGCCACUAUCUUUGUGCAAUUUCUAGUCGUUGGCCUAAUGAUGGGUCUGGGCGCAUUGAAUCUGCUGUUUAUCGAUAACUUUUGGCAAAGCAUACCUACACUUGUUUUUUUCUUAGCUACCAUACUGGAAACUUUUCCCUUUUGUUAUGCUUGCGAUUUAUUUGUGCAUGAUCUGAAGGAUUUAUCGUAUGCUAUAGUCGCUUCGCAUUGGCUAGAUGCUGCGCCUAGUUAUAAAAAAACGUUGCUGAUAUUUCUGCAAUAUUCACAGCGUUCGAUUGUUUUUGUUGCUGGCGGCAUAUUUCCCAUUUCUAUGAACAGCAAUAUUAAGGUAGCUAAAAUUGCCUUCAGCGUUAUAACUCUAGUGCAGAAAAUGAAUCUAGCUAAUCGUUUUGUUAACAAUCAAUAAAAGUAAGCG